Cottoperca gobio is the source of this 2735-nucleotide messenger RNA. It is a transcript of the gene pnpla2, whose product is annotated as patatin-like phospholipase domain containing 2. Gene Ontology annotation, molecular function: triacylglycerol lipase activity. NCBI's taxonomy places the organism in Eukaryota, Metazoa, Chordata, Actinopteri, Perciformes, Bovichtidae. The coding region runs from base 285 to 1826 and encodes 513 amino acids. The record is from RefSeq and is a predicted model, not a curated record. Gene Ontology annotation, biological process: triglyceride catabolic process; positive regulation of triglyceride catabolic process; lipid homeostasis. Gene Ontology annotation, cellular component: lipid droplet; cytoplasm; membrane. The transcript is spliced from 9 exons.
UCCAAGUAGUAGCUAUUUAACUAGCUUAGGGCCCUUAUAACAUUUACUAACGGGGUUUAGCUGCAGCAAAAGGGAGUUUUUGUUUUUGUAAAUAAAGUCAAGUUACCUCCAAGAAAGAAGUGACUUCAACCGUUAGCAAGAAAGCUAAACACAGUUAUCAGACAAAGUCCAUUAUUCUAAAGACCGCAUGUAAAGCGGCAUCAUUAACAAAAUAUGCUUUAAAGUAGACUUUUAGUUAUCCUGUAACUGUUAUUGUCUGACCCAGCUGCAGGGCGGUCGCCGGCAUGUUUCCUUUAGACUCGCCGUGGAACAUCUCGUUCGCAGGUUGUGGCUUCCUCGGGAUCUACCACGUCGGUGUUGCCAGCUGUCUGCUGGAGCAGGCUCCUUUUCUAGUGCAAAACGCCAGGCACAUAUAUGGGGCAUCAGCUGGAGCUCUCACUGCCACUGCUCUGGUCACUGGAGUAUGUCUUGGAGAGGCCGGUGCAGGUAUCAUCGAUGUUGCCAAAGAGGCGAGGAAGCGAUUCCUCGGACCCAUGCAUCCUUCCUUUAACCUGGUCAAGAUUAUGCGUCACAUGCUGCGGCGCACUCUGCCAGCUGACUGCCACUAUGAAGCCAACGGGCGGUUAGGAAUCUCUCUUACCCGAGUGACGGAUGGAGAAAAUGUCCUGGUGUCGCACUUCAACAACAAGGAGGAGGUGGUGCAGGCAUGUGUCUGCAGUGCCUACAUCCCAGUGUAUUGUGGCCUCAUUCCUCCCACACUGCAAGGAGUGCGAUAUGUCGACGGAGGAAUCUCAGACAACCUGCCUCAGUAUGAGCUGAAAAAUACCAUCACUGUGUCCCCGUUCUCCGGAGAGAGCGACAUCUGCCCCCGAGACACUUCUACCAACAUACACGAGCUGCGAUUCACCAACACAAGCAUCCAGUUCACUCUCACCAACCUCUACAGAGUCUCCAGGGCACUUUUCCCUCCAGACCCAAUGAUUAUGAAGGGCAUGUGUAAGCAGGGAUACAAAGAUGCUCUGCACUUUUUAAACAGGAACGGAUUGCUUAAUUUCAACGGACCUCACAGAGACAGGCCCCUGCUGGCUAAUGGCGAAGAAAAUGAGGAUUAUAUUGAUGAUGAGGAGCAGGAGAAUAACAGUGAUGAAGAGGAGGAAAAGACAGAUGUGGAAGAGGGAGCAGUGAUGGUUCUUUGCAGUUCCUCAAUAGAGGAGCAUAUCAUCGAACACCUUCCACACACCCUGCACAAAGCUCUCAUCGAGGCCUGCAUGGAGAGGAGGAGCCUGACGCAGUCGCUAAGCAACCUGUUUCCUGUCAGGAUGGCCUCAGCCAUGAUGCUCCCCUACACGCUCCCUCUGGAGUCUGCGAUGUCCAUGACUCUCAGACUUCUGGAGUGGCUGCCAGAUCUGCAAGAAGAUGUGGGAUGGAUGCACGAGCAGAUUUUAAAAAUCCUACUACAUGUUCUUCGCCAGGCCUCCAAAAGCAUUUCCCAGCAUGUAUCUGCCAGGUUUUGCUUUCAGCUGGAGCUGCACCACUACCAGUCCCUUCCAUCCCGGAUCAGCUCCACCAGCCUUUUAUCCAACUGGGUGAAUGAGAGCAGUUCUUCAGUCCUCGAUGUCUUCAUGCGUCUCGACCAGUACAAGAGACAGCUGCUGUCAGGAGGACUGUGUUUCAACAUGGACCUGCAAGGCUCCUUCAAAGCUCAACAGGUGUCACCAGAUAAGAGCCCUUCCUCUGUCCUCUCCCCUGAAGGCCUCACAAUGGACAGAGUGUGUCUGGAUAUUCUACCUGCUGCCGUCUCUGAAGAAACCAUCAGCAGCUCUUAAGAGCUGAUAUACUUUUUCUAGAUCCAGGGACAUUUUUAAAUAAUUUAAAUCAGAGUCAACACCCUGACAUUUAGAUGAUUUAUCAGAUGCCAGGAAGAAAUGUGUGAUUUAAUCAGCCCCUUUUGUAUAGUAGUUGGAAAUGGUAAUAAUUUACCAUGUAUACACUUAAUGUGUAUAAAAUAUUUUUGACACUGAAAUAAGUCUUGUAUAAUCAGUCAAGCUCAUAGACACAGUGUGUCUGUAGCUCUACAGAAGUGCAUUUAAACUUAGUACAUGUGCUCCAGCAUGUACAGACUUAAAUUACAGGACGUUACAAACACUUGAAGUAGCAUUGUUAAAAUAGGCGAUGCUUAUGUUUUGGUGGAAUGUAGUCAGACCUACAGUUCCUCCUGCAUCCGUCACUUCUGUUACAGGUAGUUACUCCAUUUAUUGAUGCGUUAGUGUCAAUGCAGUACUGUGAAAAAAGACAUUGUAUUGAUGUCUUUUGGUUUGUACUGUUGUUCUUUACAACUAUUUAUAAAAAACAGUUCUGCUGUUUUCCCAAUCAUAGAAACGUGUUUCUAUCGUCUUGAUUUACUCGCAUGUAAGUUACAGCUCUUUUAGAUUUAAUUUUAAACCUACAUUGUAUUGAAUUAAAAAUCACAAAUUUUACAUUUAAUUUCAAACAGUAAAUAACAAAUUGAUUUUAUUUUCAUAAUCAAAGAAUCAGUUUAAUCUGAAUUGCACUUUCUGAGUUUAAUAGCCUACCUAAAUACUUUCUUGAACUGUGUACUACGAGAAAUUAUAUCUGUUGUGCCUUAUACUUAUACAAUAAAAUAAUUGCCAAGUGAAUUUAACAUUUUGCCAAAAUGUUGGCAUGGAAAUAAUAUUUAUGUGAUCAUUAAAUAAACUGGAAUUGUUUACCAUUAA